AUGUCGGUGAUAACUGCCUGCGUCACUCGUCUCUGCAACCCGCCCUUAAUAUGUAAACUCCACAACCAUCGGCACUACGAGGCCUAUGACGCAGCGAGUACCUGCGGUUUUGCUGCAGGCGGUUCCCGCCUUGCUUGGGGAGACGAUCAUUUCAUCACAUCCAACUACCCCAACUUCACGGUGGCGGGCUGGUAUCGUCAUAUGAAAGUCGAUCUCCAGAUCUCGGCUACCAAGCAAGUUUCCUGGUUUGUUAGAAGCCCUAUUGAUGAUCACCUAAGUCUGCUUGCUACGUUUAUUGGUAGUAUUACGGACGAUCGUGGCACUACUAAGAUUGUUGGAAUGUGUCCAGCUGAGUAUGCCCGCAGUAUGAAUCCUCUAGAUCCUCUAGUGCUUAGUCGACACUCGGUUCCUCAACUGAAGAGGCCGCUGCACUUUUUCACGUACCAAAUUCUUCACCUGGAUGAAUGCGCUCAGCUACUGCCAACUGACAUGCGUGCGGAUGGCAUGACUCUAUGCAGGUUAGCACAUGUCCGCAAUCUCAACGGCGAGGCUCUCGUCUACUGGGACGUCGCCUUCGUAAACAUCCCAUCACGGAUUCUCGAGGCCGCACAAUGCGAGCACCUGAGCGGAUGCAAUAGACUGUACAUGAUAAUAACGAAGAGGUAA
Messenger RNA from Metarhizium acridum CQMa 102, 666 nucleotides. The record is from RefSeq and is a predicted model, not a curated record. Lineage: Eukaryota; Fungi; Ascomycota; Sordariomycetes; Hypocreales; Clavicipitaceae.